Molecule: messenger RNA, 1686 nt
Organism: Trichoderma atroviride IMI 206040
Lineage: Eukaryota; Fungi; Ascomycota; Sordariomycetes; Hypocreales; Hypocreaceae
Source: RefSeq, a predicted model, not a curated record
AUGGACAGUGGCCACCUGCCUUCUGACCCUCAAAUGGAUCUUAAUCGUCUCCCCUACUACUAUGGCAACGACUCAUUUGCCGAAUUCUCAUAUGAAAAUCAUCAGUAUCGCACACUCGAUUCUGCAGCAGCGGGCGCAGCAGCUCCAGUACAUCCCUAUUAUCGCAACAACUAUUACCUAGACCUCCACGGAUCGGCCAUCUCUGCCGACUCUCCCAAGGCACCCAAGUCUCCGAAAGGCUUCUCGUUGAAAUUCCCACUGCCAACGCAUUCCACCAUGACAGCUUUUUCGGACCACGACGCUAAAGCACACUCGCAAGAGCGCUAUGGCCAGACUAGCCAGGACCUUUCUUUUGCAGAUGCUGAAGUCGCCUUACCUUGGGACAGCAGCUAUUUUAACAAUGCGAUUCCCGACACUACUUCCUUUUGGCCCGGCAACAAGCCACAGGAUCGACCGACCAACUCAAAGGUGGACUGUGACGACGACUGUGCAUCAGCGGUGUCGUGCACAUCCCGCUGUGAUAGAAGUUGCCAAAGCCAAUGCGGAGACACAGGCCAUGGAGUGUGCUGCGAUAAUGACGCAUGCAGUGAAGCGCGUGAAGGCAGUCAAGAUCUCUGCCUCGAUGAGACGUGCGAGGAUGCUGCUACGCCUUGUACAGAUGUGAAAUGCUCAGGGCAUGCUAAGCUGGAUCAUUUCCCCAACGAAGCCAUGUCAGAUGGUGACAAGGAGGCGGCAGUAGCUCUUGCUUCAAUAGGAGACUCUCACCCGGCAUUGAUACAAGGCGGAUUCCAGCCCUUUCACUCAAAUUUUAACUUUGGAUCCAAUUCGCUUCCGCAGGGGAACCUGGGAACAGCCACCGGCGAUGAUAGCCUUGAGCAGUUUUGGGAAUAUCUGCACCAAGAAAACCCUCUCGCAACGCAUAUCCUCCAAUACCACGAUCCUCGGAAUACUGUGGAUCAUGUUCGUCCAUGCAUGGCUGAUCAUCCUGACCUAGCUAUCCCGAAAUGUACUCUUCCUAGAGUUGUCAAUGGCGAUUUCCUAAGCCAUGGCUUUUCACACAAUUCAGAAGACCCUACGUGUGGCUUCGAAGUCAACACGGUCGAUCAAUUCGCCAACCAUUUAUUUGAAGACCACUGGCAAAUGCAUAUGUUGAAUUCGGACCUUUUUGACCUACCCCAGACAACGCAAGUAGAAGACCGGUUUUCUCUGGUUCCAAGCCGCUCGAGCAUCUCGUCUUAUUCCUUUGACACAGCUUCAACAAGUGGACUGCGGCUUUCUCCAUCAGACAUUUCCCUACAAAAUAUAUCUGCGCUCUCGUCAAUUGCCCCUUCUCCGACGUCACGGGCAACCACUCCCCUCGCCCAUCCGGAGGAACCAACUAUUGCAGCAAAAUCAACCGAAACAGCGCUAAUUUCGGCUACAGUUGCAGACACAGAGACUGCUACCGAUUGCAUCUGCCAGUGGAAGAUGGUUGGUGACAAAAUCUGUGGAAUGCGUUUUAAAGAUGCAAACGACUUGCAUACUCACACAAAGAAUGACCAUCUGAAAGAUAUGACGCGACAACGUCCGGGGUUUUGCUGUCAAUGGCAUGGUUGCACCAGGACAAAUGUCUUUGGUCAAAAGAGCAAACUGGAACGCCAUAUUCAAACUCACACAGGAUAUAAACCUGUCAAAUGCUCUGUCUGU